AUGCUCUCCCUGGCCACGUACUUCGUUGGCGUUUACCGGGCUGGUGCUGUUUCUGGUCCAUAUGUCUGUGCCCUUCUUGACCCCAGCACAGGUGGUUUAACUCCCAGCUCCUUCAGGUUCUAUUCAUACUAUAUUGCGACGAGAUACCUUGUGAACGGGUUCCUGGUGAGCAUUUUCGCAGGAUUGGGAUACGGCUCCUUCAUCGGCAGGGCAUCGCUCGAAUUCGCCCCGAUCGGCUCGAGCACGCCCGGCAUCUGGCAGUCCCCGCUCUUCACGCUCGUCGCGGCCGCGGCCAUCUGGUCGUCCUUCGUCACGCUGCGCUGCGUGCGCGUGCCCAUGGACGACGGCGGCGCGGUCGGGUGCGUGUUCCACAGCGUGCGGCCCAAUGCGUGGGCGCGCGACGCUUACCUUGGCGGCGGCGGUGGCGGUGGCGGUGGUGCGGGGAAUACACCGCGCGGCGUCGUGUUCCUGAACGCCGGCCCGCGCGGGCUGCUCGCGCUGGGCCUGUUCUGCGUGUGCUUUCUAGUGUUCGUGGCAUGCGGGGACCAGCUCUACUGGGUCGUUUUCUACGCCCUGGGUGUCAAAGCUUCGAUGAACGGUGCUUUUUAUCUAAUCAACACUUGCGAGACGAUUCCGCGAUCGGCGAACGAGGAUGAUUUUCCGGAGGCUGAGGUCUGA
Mycena citricolor is the source of this 678-nucleotide messenger RNA. NCBI's taxonomy places the organism in Eukaryota, Fungi, Basidiomycota, Agaricomycetes, Agaricales, Mycenaceae. The record is from the annotation of a GenBank genome assembly.